AAAAAGGAAUUGAAACUUUUGUAAAAGUUUUGGAGAGAUUAGUUUUGAUGUGGAGUGUGGGGGUGGAAAUAGAAUUCAACGCCUAAAGAUCAACAUGCCCAUCCCAGAAAAUCCCAUCAAACAAUUCACCGCAUCUCUCUUUGAUUCCUUCACCACGGCGGAAAUCUGCAGAAAGUGUUACCACGCUCCACCGCCUAUAAAUUCCAACUCAUCACCUCGAAAUCCCGGAAAGGAAGUCAAUUUGAUCUCCCUUUUAACAAAAUUUCAUUGAGUUUCUCUCGUUACACUCGGAAAACUUCCCCCCCUCCUUUUUUUCUCCGUAUCUCUCUCUGUUCAAGGUUUCUUGAGCGAUGAUGGUUCACUUCAGGAUGAUUAAAACCCACCAAUUAUUGUUGAUGUUCUUGGCAAUUCUCGCCGUUUCUGGUAUCGGCCUGCCGGGAGUACAAGCCGUUAAAGCGCCCUUUCGUCCCGGGGAUGUAUUGCCGUUGCUUCCGAGACAAGUUUCGUGGCCUAUUCUGAACGCUCUCAACAACGCGGCGGACCUGUUGCCGUCCUUUGUUGGGGCUGCUACUGCUUCUAACAAUUCGCUUUUGAACUGGAAAGGAGCUUGCUUUUACAAUAGCACUGCUUGGUUGGAGUUCCACAACAACAGUAGAAGUGAAUUUGGGGGUGGUACUCUUCAUAUUAAGGUGAGCAGUGCACAUAGUUGGACAUGUAUGGAUCUUUAUGUAUUUGCAACCCCAUUUCGGGUGACGUGGGAUUAUUACCUUUUAUCUCGAGAACACACUAUCGACUUUAAAGAGUGGGAGUCAGAAGCUGAAUAUGAAUAUGUCAAAAACAGGGGGGUUUCUAUUUUCCUCAUGCAAGCAGGGAUGCUAGGAACCCUUCAGGCUCUCUGGGAGGUGUUCCCUUUAUUCACGAAUACUGGAUGGGGUGAGAAUUCUAAUCUUGCAUUCCUUAAAAAGCACAUGGGUGCUUCCUUUGAAGAACGGCCUCAACCAUGGGUCACCAACAUUACUGUGGAGGAUAUCCACUCUGGAGAUUUCCUUGCAUUAUCAAAAAUUCGAGGCCGAUGGGGUGGUUUUGAGACUCUAGAGAAGUGGGUGACUGGAUCUUAUGCUGGUCACUCUGCUGUCUGCUUAAGGGACUCUGAAGGAAAGCUGUGGGUUGCAGAAUCAGGGCAUGAGAAUGAGAAGGGAGAAGAUGUUAUUGCCAUUUUACCAUGGGAUGAGUGGUGGGAUUUUGAGCUGACAAAGGAUGACUCCAAUCCACAUAUAGCAUUGCUUCCUUUGCAUCCUGAACUCCGGGCCAAGUUCAAUGAAACCGCUGCCUGGGAAUAUGCAAAAAGCAUGUCUGGAAAGCCUUAUGGUUAUCAUAACUUAAUAUUUAGCUGGAUCGACACAAUCAGUGGAAAUUAUCCAGCACCUCUGGAUGCUCACCUGGUUGCUUCUGUUAUGACUGUUUGGACUCAGAUGCAGCCUGCAUAUGCUGGUAACAUGUGGAAUGAAGCAUUGAACAAACGACUUGGAAGUCAGAACUUAAGUCUUUCUGAAGUUCUUGUCGAAGUCGAGAAACGUGGAUCAUCUUUUGGUGAGUUGUUGGCAAUUCCUGAGCAAGAUGAUUGGGUUUAUGCUGAUGGCAAGUCGACUUCAUGUGUUGCAUUUGUCUUUGAAUUAUACAAGGAAGCGGGUUUGUUUGGUAAACUUGCAAGCUCUAUUCAGGUGACUGAAUUCACGAUAAAAGAUGCUUACUCUCUCAAGUUCUUUGAAAACAAUUCAAGCCGUUUGCCUACGUGGUGCAAUGAUGUGGACACUGUAAAACUACCCUUCUGUCAAAUUCGAGGGAAGUAUCGGAUGGAAUUACCUGGAUACAAUACUAUGGAUCCUUACUCUCACAUGAACGAAAGAUGUCCAUCCUUGCCACCGAAAUAUUACAGGCCACUUGGAUGCUGAUAUGCUUUGUUGCCUUGUUUUUCAGUUUAUAGUGCUCAGUAUUUGGUAUACUAGUGUUUUAGGUUGUGUAGAGCUGUUGUACGGCAUAUUGUAUAUAUCAGUAGAUCAACAUGUAAUAUGAAACCGUUACAAGGUUGCCAACUGAAUGGAGGAACCAAAUAUAAACAGAUUCUAAGUGGGACAAUAGUUGUUUUUCUUUUGUUUAUGGUCUCUGGGGAUUCGACAAUAACUCAUUAGUAUUAAUAUGGCAAGCCAUUAUAUUCUCGAGGGCAUAAAUAACUUAUCAUCAGGUAUCUUAUUUAGAAUAACUUAUCAUCAGGUUUCUCUGGCAAGAUCUAUCUCAAGUCAAAGCAGCUUCUUCAACACAAGUUGGACUGGGAGUCCUUGAGUAGGUGCAGACAUUGGGUCUCGUCUGAAGCUGUCAUCGUUUGAACCAGAUUUUCUACGUAGAAUGAGUGAUCAGAUGAUGAAUUGUGACUAGAGUUUCAAUCUUGGUGAAGUCGUAUCCUGGACAAAUAUGAGGCCCCUUCCAAAUGGAAUGUAACAAUAAGGUGGUAUGGCUGCUGGAUUUCCAAACCGAUCUGGAUCAAAUUUUGAUGGUUCUGGAAAAAUGUCUUGCGUCCAUUUGAAUCAUGCUUGUGACCCAGAAUAUCUGUUUAUAAACAGAAGGGUCUGUGGUUGAAGCGUGUGAAGGGCAUGUGAUUGGGAUUGACCACAUCCCUUCAAUCAUCUACUGGAAAUACUCUACAAAUGCGUUGUCAUGCUCCU
Sesamum indicum (sesame) is the source of this 2720-nucleotide messenger RNA. RefSeq lists its product as uncharacterized. The record is from RefSeq and is a predicted model, not a curated record. NCBI's taxonomy places the organism in Eukaryota, Viridiplantae, Streptophyta, Magnoliopsida, Lamiales, Pedaliaceae.